UAGUCUCGGCCAUUUCAUUGAUCAUUUCUUUCGGUUUCUGUCUACAACACUGAUUCUUGCCAGAGGUUUGCGCUUUGCGCCUGGGGUAACAUGUCUUGUCGAGUGGUAGUGACAGCCAAUCCUUUGGCUCGGUCGCUCAUUCGUGACAGCCCUCGUCGAAGCCUUGCGCGUUCCCAAUAUAACCACAGCUCAUUUCGCUGUUACGCAACUACUCUCUCCUCCUUCCAGACGAACCCUCAAGAGCAAGCGCCGCCUAACUUCGCGACCGGAAAUGAAGUGACAACGCCACAAACGCUGACGGAGAAGAUCCUUCAGCGUUACUCGGUUGGCCUUCCAAAGGGCAAAGUUGUUCGAAGCGGCGAUUACGUCCAGAUUCAACCUCACAGAUGCCUCACACAUGACAAUACAUGGCCUGUGGCCAUGCGAUUUAUGUCGACGGGUGCUACCAAGAUUAAAGAUCCUUCUCAGCUUGUCUUUGCACUUGAUCAUGAUAUACAAAACACAAGUCCCAGCAACUUGAAGAAGUACCAUCAGAUAGAAGAGUUUGCGAAGAAGCAUGGCGUCAACUUUUUUGGUGCAGGUCAUGGCAUCGGCCACCAAAUCAUGGUGGAAGAGCUUUUUGUUUGGCCAGGAACAUUAUGCGUUGGAUCCGACAGUCACAGUAACAUGUACGGAGCCCUGGGAAGCUUGGGAGUGGCUUUGGUUAGAACCGAUGCGGCCGGAAUAUACGCUACUGGGAAGAGUUGGUUCCAGUGCCCCCCAAUCGUGCAGGUGAAUCUUCUGGGGACACUACCCCCAGGCGUUCGUGGGAAAGACGUUAUUGUUGCACUUUGUGGGCUUUUCCCACUGGAUGUGCUGAACCACAGUGUUGAGUUUGUGGGAUCGGAGGAAACCAUGGCGAGCAUCCCCAUGGACGACAGACUGACAAUCAGUAACAUGUCGACUGAAUGGUCUGCAACAUCCGCAAUGUUCCCCUUGGAUACGACACUAGAACGGUGGAUGCGAUACAAGGCUACAGAGGCAGCAAUGCUAGAGCACCGAACGACUCGACAACGAAUUACGCACGAAAUGGUUGACGAACUCUUUUCCACACCUCUCCGGGCUGACCCUGGAGCGCACUAUGCAAAGAAACUCUACCUUGACCUUUCUACUCUGUCUCCUUAUAUCUCUGGGCCGAACUCGGUCAAAAUCUCAACACCCCUGCAUGACCUCGCAGCACAAAACAUCAAGAUAAACAAGGGAUACAUUGUUAGCUGCACUAACUCGCGAAGUUCAGAUCUCAAAGCUGCAGCCCAGGUAUUUCAAGCUGCCGCCAAGUCAAAUGGUGGCAAAAUCCCCAAGAUUGCAGAUGGUGUCAAGCUAUACAUUGCAGCAGCUUCAGCCAGUGAGCAGGCCAUUGCUGAGGAUGAAGGUAGCUGGCAGACCUUGGUCGAAGCUGGAGCUACUGUUCUCCCACCUUCAUGUGGCCCAUGUAUCGGACUGGGCACGGGUCUAUUAGAAGAUGGCGAAACUGGGAUCUCUGCAUCAAAUCGCAAUUUCAAGGGCCGUCUCGGGUCAAGACUUGCUCAUGCGUACCUCAGUAGCCCCGAGGUCGUGGCUGCAAGCGCUUUAAACGGCGUUCUUUCAGGUCCGGGCAUCUACCAGGUGCCUGAGAACUACAACGGCGUCCAGUAUGGUUACGGCACCGGAAAACCUGCAACAAUCGAAAACGAGCUCGGCAAUGCUCUCGAGCAGCUCGAGUCUCUGAUCGACAGGGUUGAGACGACCGCUGGUCUCGGCGAUGAUCCUGCUGCCCAAUCAGGCACGAACAUCCUCCCAGGCUUCCCGUCCAAGAUAACUGGUGAAAUCAUCUUCGCUGAUGCUGAUAAUCUGGAUACCGACAACGUAUAUGCCGGCAAAUAUACUUAUCAAGAUGAUAUGACAAGGGAAGAUAUGGCACGAGUCUGCAUGGAAAACUAUGACCCAGAGUUCAGGUCAAUCACAAAACCCAGCGAUAUUCUCGUCUCCGGAUUCAAUUUCGGGUGUGGCUCAUCGAGAGAACAAGCAGCUACAGCUCUCCUGGCUAGGGAUAUUCCACUUGUUGUGGCGGGCAGCUUCUCCAACAUUUUUGUCCGGAAUGGCGUCAAUAAUGCACUGCCUUGUCUUGAAGUACCACGUCUGGUGGAACGUCUUCGCGCUGUCUUCUCGGAAAACAAGGUACCCACUCGGCGUACUGGAUGGACCCUGACAUGGGAUAUUACCCGGAGUGUCAUCGUGGUGCAGGAGGGGGAGAAUGGGGAACAAUGGGAAGAGAAGAUUGGAGAGUUCCCUGAGAAUUUGCAGGAAAUCAUUGCAAAGGGGGGGUUGGUUGGAUGGGUCAAGAAUGAGCUUGCUAAGGCUGCCUAGUUGACCAAGAGACUACAUGGUCUUGAGUAUGGCCCGCGGUCUGGCGGCAAAGACAUCAGACCGAGAAUACGGCACAGUCACGGAGUCACCGGACUGUAUGUUAGAUGACCGAGAUCCGUGACAGUACAUACAUGUCCUAUCACUGUGGCUGCACAAAAGCAGCAUGAGAGGAAAAGGAAUAAAGGGCGCAUAUACCCCAAAAGUCACCAAUUUUAAAACAUUUAAAACAUUCCACAAA
Molecule: messenger RNA, 2623 nt
Organism: Exophiala mesophila
Lineage: Eukaryota; Fungi; Ascomycota; Eurotiomycetes; Chaetothyriales; Herpotrichiellaceae
Product: homoaconitase
Exons: 6
Coding region: 91-2385 (764 amino acids)
Biological process (GO): L-lysine biosynthetic process
Molecular function (GO): 4 iron, 4 sulfur cluster binding; homoaconitate hydratase activity
Source: RefSeq, a predicted model, not a curated record